Molecule: messenger RNA, 2572 nt
Organism: Schistocerca gregaria
Lineage: Eukaryota; Metazoa; Arthropoda; Insecta; Orthoptera; Acrididae
Product: ninjurin-B-like
Exons: 4
Coding region: 212-847 (211 amino acids)
Biological process (GO): tissue regeneration; cell adhesion
Cellular component (GO): membrane
Source: RefSeq, a predicted model, not a curated record
CCAGUCCAGUUUCGAGACGUCAGUUUCCCCCGAGCACGGUGCAAGUGCGGACAUUAUAAUUCUGUUGAGCAUUGCGAGGAGAAACCUGACAUGUGUUAACGGGCGUUUCUUUCGUUUGUUAUACUGUUACUGGUGACUGAAUCCGGGCAUCGGACUUUAUCUUCGCGUCUGAGCAACUGUCAGCGUUUCCAAACACCGUCAGCAGGUGAUUAUGGUGGCCAUGGCGGCGUUGGAGACUGAGAGCAGCGCGGCGAUGCAGGUCCGCGCGGUCAGCGUGAGCGUCGACUCGCUGGACGUGGUGGCCUCUUCACACUCCACUGGCGCUCAGGGGGCGGCGGCAUCCACUCCCAGCGGCGCUGCAGACUCGCUGGCAGUCGUCGACCCGGCCGACCAGGACGAAAAAGUCGUCAAACUGGAGCUGGCCAGUUUGUCAGCCGCGACCAGCAAGGAGGAUAUUGAUGACGAGGAUGGAGAAACGGAGGACGAUCUGGAGACGGUGAAACGCAGAGGUAAUGCGUGGGCGGCAAAAAAGACGGUGGCACAAGGCAUGAUGGACAUUGCGCUGCUUACGUCCAACGCCAACCAGCUGCGCUACCUCAUCAUGUACGGCAAGCAGAGCAGCACCUACGUCAUCAGCAUCACGCUCAUUGCCAUCAGCAUCUUACUGCAGGUGGCCGUGGGCGUGGUGCUCAUCUUCAAGGGCAAGUCUGACUUGAAGGGCGAGGAGAAGAAAGCGCACGCCAAUAAACUCAACAACUACGUGGUGGUGGGCGUCUUUCUGGUCACCAUCAUCAACGUGUUCGCAGCGUCCUUCAGCGACGUCUCGGCCACGCCAGCUUCCCCUUAGUCUUCUGUAGAGUCCACUUAACCCUGUAACGUACACAACAGGCAGUCUGGCAACGCCACCUAUGUGUGUACAGUGUCAGCUCCAGGCCUUCUUCUACAGUUCUACUUGUGAGCGUGUUAUGUGCCUUAGUGCGUGAGCAAUUUUUUACAUUCCUUAUAAAGAAGCUGCAAUCUUUAUUCUUCGAAAGUGACUGAGAAAAGUGAAACAGCGGUUUAGGAAAUGGACUCAUAUACUGGAAUGAGAUUUUCACUCUGCAGCAAAGUGUGCGCUGAUAUGAAACUUCCUGGCAGAUUAAAGCUGUGUGCUGGACCGAGACUUACGCGCCGUCCUCACAGCGUUACUUCUGCCAGUACCUCGUCUCCUAUCUUCCAAACUUUACAGAAGCUCUCCUGCGAGGGAGGAGACGAGGUACUGGCAGAAGUAAGGCUGUGAGGACGGGGCGUGAUUCGUGCUCGGGCAGCUCAGAUGGCAGAGCACUUGCCCGCGAAAGGAAAAGGUCCCGAGUUCGAGUCUCGGUCCGGCACACAGUUUUAUUCUGCUAGGAAGUUUCGGCUCGUAUACUAGUUGAUUGCGUUUCAAAUCCCGUUAUGGGCAUCUUCAUUUAGGUUUCCUGCGAAUGGCGGGAUGAUUGUUACUAUAGGGGUGUGGCUGAUUCCCUUUCUCAUCGUUUCCGACUGAGUUUGUCAUCUUUCUCGAAUGACGUCUACAAGACAACCUAGUUUAACACAAAAUUUACCAUUGUGCGCUGAUUUGAUUUGGUAGAAUGAUCGCCACUGUUAGAAGGUCGUGAGAAUACAUACAGAGAAUCGCGGAUGCCAUAAACAAGAUCGUAUUCACUGAAUCCAUCAUUUCGGAAGGUUGCAUCUUUGGCUGGGCGUCUCUGUAAGGAACCGGUUGAAAGUUUUCCACUCUAGGGAAAUGUAUUAGCUAUUCGAUUUCAGUGAUUUCCAAAAGUAGGCGACGUAUUGCUUUGUGCGUUGGCUGCCAAGCUGUGUUUCGCGUGGAUCUGUUCUCCUCUUCUUAUGAUUGGCUACGCGUACGUUCGUAUGCACUUUCCAGGUACUGAACGGAUGCCAGAUUGGGUUUAAUUUCUCGUCGAGAGACGGAGCACAAGCUCGCACUGCGAACCGAUGGAGAGGUAAUCGGUCGCGCUCUAUUCAAAGAAACCAUCCCGGCAUUUGCCCGAGGAGAUUUAGGGAAAUCACGGGAAACCUAAAUGUGGAUGACCGGACAGGGAUUUGAAUCGUCGUUCUCCGGAAUGCGAGUCCAGAGUGCCUGCCCCUGGUACAAGGGGGAAAGCAGUUGCCUUCCUCCCCUUCGCCUUAAUUCGUGCCCAUAGCUGUUCUGUGUUGCUUAGGUUACGGCUGUGUGGUCAGAUAUUACUGAACCACCUCUCAUGAUCAAGUUACCCAACGUGCUUUUGUGUUGUACACUUGACGGUUACCUUCAACUGUUAAAAUUAUUUAUUCAGAGGCAACAAUGAUGUCUUUUGAAAAGUUUUAUAUGACUGUGAACAGCAUCCAAGAAAAAUUAAUCAAUAAUCUAAUAUGUGGGGAAAACCACCGGAAAUUAUCUCGUUGAUUCUGGAAAGAUAUAGGAUCAUUGUUGACUAUUGUACUGCGACCAUUUAUUUAUAUGUAAACAUUGAAGUGUGUGUGAGCUCAGUGGUGAAUUUAUUCUUAAUUCUGUAGAUAGGUUGUUACCAAAAUAAACAACAAAACAUAA